GUUUAUGAGACAACUAAAUAGUGUCAUUGCUGAUGAUCAUCAUUUGGCUUUCAUUUCGGACAGACAUGCGGCCAUUGCUAAGGCGCUUGAGACUGUGUAUCCAACAGCUAAACAUGGUAUUUGCAUUCAUCAUUUGUUGAAUAAUGUGGUAACAUAUUACCAUGGGAAAGGACUUGUUGGGUUGGUUGCAAAGGCGUCCAAGGUUUAUAGAGUUGCUGAGUUUGAAAAGAUAUUUGCUAAUGUGUGUAAUAUCAGUCCGGCAAUUGGAAAAUACCUAAGGGAUGCUGAAGUCCAAAAGUGGGCAAGAUGUCAAUUCUCUGGAUAUAGAUAUGACAUAAGGACAACAAACCCUGCCGAAUCCAUCAACUCUGCUUUGCGUUCGCCGAGAGAGUAUCCAAUCAUUCCCUUGUUGGACAGUAUCAGAGAAAUGCUGACUCGGUGGUUUUAUAACCGUAAGAAAAAGAUUUCAAAGCAUAAUCAUCCUCUUACCGAAGAUGUGGAGAAAAAGAUUGAAAGGAGAACCGAGAAAGGCAAAAGAUUUGCAGUUUACCCUGUCAGCGAUGGUCGCUUGCUUGUUAGAGGUGAUAAAAUCGACUGCUUAGUUGAUUUGGAUAGACGUACUUGCUCAUGUGGGAAGUACAACCUGAUGAAGAUACCUUGUCGGCACGCAAUUAAAGCUGGGUUUCAUGUUGGAAGACAGCCACACACAUUAACUGAUUUAUUUUACACUACAGAAGCUUGGCGAGAAGCUUAUCAUGAAAGCAUCAAUCCUAUUGCUGUUCCUGAGGAUGCUUGGUCCAUGCCAGAAGACAAAAUCGCCAUCUUUAUCUCCGUGAAAGAGAGAGGCGGAGAGACCAACGAUGUUAGGGUUAGGGAAAUCAAGCUUUUGACCCCUUUUCUUCUGAUUUUUUUUUCUAACCCGGUAACUUUAUUAAACUGAAUCAUUUUUAUUUUUUUAUAAAAAACCAAAUUAAUUAUGUUUAAUAAGAUUAAUUAAAGGUUACUUUUGGUAUUAUGGAAAACAUUAUACUAUAGGGACUACUUUAGGUUGGAUUUAUACUAUAGGGACAACUAUGCUGAUUUCUUGUUCUCUUUUGGCAAUUUUCCCAUUUAACUUUAUGUUUUUAAAUUAUUAUAUAUAUGGAAAAAUACUAUAUUAGGUAGUGUUUUGAAAGCCAGAUCGGACUGGCCGGUCAGACCAGUUCAAUAGUGAAUCAGUAAACCAAGUCCAAGCUGAAUUAAAACUCAGAUUUAAAUUAAACAACCAAAAUCGGCACAAAACCAGCAGACUAAUCACAAAACCCGGUUCAACCAAAUACAAAAUAUAAUGGAUUAAUUUUGCUUCUAAAAAUUUAACAUAAAUGACAUUUCUUGAUUAGUUUCAUAUUUUUUAGUCGUUUGUGAUUGGAAACCAAAAUCAUUUUUCCUUGGUCACAUUUAUUUUGUUUUCAUUAUACACACUUCCUAUAUGUUAUUAUAGC
Molecule: messenger RNA, 1481 nt
Organism: Brassica napus (rape)
Lineage: Eukaryota; Viridiplantae; Streptophyta; Magnoliopsida; Brassicales; Brassicaceae
Exons: 2
Coding region: 5-940 (311 amino acids)
Biological process (GO): DNA transposition
Molecular function (GO): transposase activity; DNA binding; zinc ion binding
Source: RefSeq, a predicted model, not a curated record